Molecule: messenger RNA, 2019 nt
Organism: Triticum aestivum (bread wheat)
Lineage: Eukaryota; Viridiplantae; Streptophyta; Magnoliopsida; Poales; Poaceae
Exons: 3
Coding region: 1-2019 (672 amino acids)
Source: RefSeq, a predicted model, not a curated record
AUGGCUUCGGAAAGAUUUAGAAGAAAUAAUAUUGCUUCACUCAUCACGGAUGAUGGCAUCUGUGUUGAAGAUCAUGCAGGGAAAGAAGCAGUCAUCUUUCAAACUUUCAAAAAAUGCCUUGUCUCUUCGGCAAAACAUGAGAUGAAAUUUGAUCUGGCCAGAAUCAUUAAAAGAGUCGAGGACCUCGAUCAACUUACCGUACCAUUCACACACCAGGAAAUUGAUGAUGUAAUAAAAUACAUGCCUGCUGAAAGAGCGCCAGGUCCAGAUGGUUUCACUGGACAUUUUCUUAAAACCUAUUGGCACGUGAUCAAAGUGGACUUUUAUAAAUUGUGCAACCAAUUUCAUGAGGGCAACCUAAACCUUGAGAGCAUCAAUGAGGGAUUUAUCACAUUGAUUCCAAAAAUCAAUGCGCCCACCUCAGUAAAUGACUUCAGACCCAUUACUUUACUUAACUGUUGUCUGAAGAUAAUCACCAAGCUUCUUGCCAACCGCUUACAAAGACUCAUACUAAAGAUUGUGCACCGAAAUCAAUACGGGUUUUUGAAAGGACGAUCGAUCCAAGAUUGUUUGGCUUGGGCGUUUGAGUAUAUAUAUCAAUGUCAAUCCUCAAAAAAACCAAUUGGCCUUCUUAAUCUUGACUUCGCAAAAGCAUUUGACACAAUUGAACAUGAUGCAAUGUUAGACAUAAUGCAACACAUGGGAUUCAACGCUAAGUGGCUAGAUUGGAUCAAGGACAUUUUGUCCUCUGGGAAAUCUUCGAUCAACUUUCACAAGUCUACUUUGAUCCCAAUCAACUGUGACGACACCCAAAGUGAAAACAUAGCUCAAAUCUUCGGUUGCAUCAUUGGUAAAAUGCCGUUCACAUACCUGGGUCUACCAUUGGGAUCAACACGACCCUCAGUACAUGAUUUAAUGCCAAUGGUAUGUAAAGUGGAAAGACGUCUUACAUCUACCCUCAACAUGAUUUCUUAUGGAGCAAAAUUAUCUCUGGUUAACUCGGUGAUUACAUCGUUGGUUAUCUUUGCUCUUUGCACACUUAAACUUCCUGCAAGCAUUCUUGAGCUACUUGACAAAAUCAGAAGGAAAUGCUGGAACACCUAUUACACAAAAAAAAUUCCACAUGCAUCCGACGCUUGUGGCUCAUUCUGGUGGAAAGAUAUAACCAAACUCAUGCCUAUCUACAGAGGUAUAACCAAGACCACAAUUCAGGAUGGAAACAACACUUUGCUAUGGAAGGACUUAUGGACAGAUGACAUUCUAGCUGAUAGAUUCCCUAGAGCAUUCUCAUUCACCAGAAAUGAGGACAUAUCCGUCCAAGAAUUCCUAACGGCCGAGACGCUGGGUACGACAUUCCACCUCCCUUUAUCCGAACAGGCACAUGAGGAACUGUUGACAAUGCAACAGAUGUUGACCCCAACUACUCUCAAUCAAGGUGAUGACAAGUGGGGAUGUACAUGGGGUAAAGGAGAAUAUACGGCCAAGCAAUACUACUCAUACUACUUCAGAAAUCUUGAUGCUCACCAGUCCUACAAAUGGAUUUGGAAAUCCAAAGUUACUAUGAAAAUCAAGGUGUUUGGAUGGCUUCUCCUUUUUGAUAGACUCAACAAAAGGAACAUGCUCAAAAGAAGGCACUAUAACAUUGGAGACAACUAUACUUGCCUCCUGUGUGCCUCCCCCCCAGAGGAAACCUUGGAACAUCUAUUCUUUACUUGCCCAUUUAGCCAAGAUUGCUGGACACACCUCAACAUAAGCUGGCUCACGCAAGGAUCAAGGCUCCAUUGCAUAGAGGAGGCUAAAACUAUGUGGAACAAACCCAUGUUCAUGGAUAUCUUUUUGCAAGAUGCUUGGAGCAUCUGGAAGGAAAGAAAUAAUAAACACUUCAGAGGGAUCAUCCCUUCAAAACAAUCCUGGAUGAUUAGGCUGAAAGAAGACCUCUCCCUGCUUUGUUAUAGGGUGGGAGAAAAAUACAAACCCUUCCUCACCUCUGUGAUUCAAACCCUAUACCUUCUCCUUUAG